UAAAAACCGACAGAAAACACAAGAAGUAGAAGAUCUCAAAGUUUGAGUGCUCAGUCGAUGUUCAUCAUGAGAGAGCAGGUGGAUGUGAUUCACACUGGAGAACAGCAGAUGCUGCAGACACUAGUGAAGAUUGAAGUGAAGCAGGAGGAGAUAAAAGAAGAAAAUACAACAGAAGAACAACAGAAUGAUGAAGAUGAGGAUGAACAGCAGAUGCUGCAGACACCAGUGAAGAUUGAAGUGAAGCAGGAGGAGAUAAAAGAAGAAACCACAGCAGAGGAACAACAGAGUGAUGAAGAUGAUGAUGAACAGCAGAUGCUGCAGAUACCAGUGAAGAUUGAAGUGAAGCAGGAGGAGAUAAAAGAAGAAACCACAACAGAGGAACAACAGAGUGAUGAAGAUGAUGAUGAACAGCAGAUGCUGCAGACACCAGUGAAGAUUGAAGUGAAGCAGGAGGAGAUAAAAGAAGAAAACACAGCAGAGGAACAACAGAGUGAUGAAGAUGAUAAUGAAGGACAGAUGCUGCAGAUACCAGUGAAGAUGUGUUCAGUGAAGCUGCUGGACUGCAGGAACCUGAUGAAGAUGAGAGGAGAAAACACAGCAGAGGAAGAACAGAGUGAUGAAGAUGAUGAUGAUUUUAUUCCUGCAGAGCUGAUGCAAGUGAGAGAGGAACGUGAAGGACUGAACGAAGUGGAGGAGGAACAGCAUGAUUUCAUAACUGGAGAAAAAUCUUUGAGUGACUUAAACACUGAAAAUAAUUUCUCACCUAAAAAGCCUCAAAGAAGAGCAGACAAGAAGUCUUUCACCUGCUCUCAGUUUGGAAAAUGUUUCACACGUAAAAUAGAUCUUAAUAAACACAUGAGAGUUCACACUGGAGAGAGACCUUACAUGUGCCAUCAGUGUGGAAAAGGCUUUAAACGUAAAGAACAUCUUAAUAACCACACAGUAAUUCACACAGGAGAGAAGCCUUUCUUGUGUCAUCAGUGUGGGAAAAGUUUUGCAUAUGUAAAAGAUUUCAAGAAUCAUCUUCGCUGUCACUCUGGAGAAAAGCCAUUUGAAUGUGAUAAGUGUGGUAAAACAUUUGUUUUGAAUUCAAUCCUAAAACAACAUCUGAAAACUCACACUAAUGAGAAGCCUUACAAGUGUUCUUUUUGUGGAAAGAGUUUUACACGCCUGGACUAUUUUAAAGAGCACCAGAAUAUGCAUACCGGUGUGGGGGCUCAUAUGUGCUUUGAAUGUGGGAAGACCUUUAUUACAGCCGGCAACUUGAAACUGCACCAAAGAAUUCAUACUGGAGAAAAACCAUACAAGUGCUCACACUGUGGAAAGAGUUACCCUUAUUCAAAUUGCCUGAAAAUACACGAGAGAAUUCAUACUGGAGUGAAACCUUACAAGUGCUCACAAUGUGGAAAGAGUUUCACUCGGUCACAUGACCUGAAAACACACGAGAGAAUUCAUACUGGAGAAAAACCUUACAAGUGCUUACAAUGUGGAAAGAGUUUCACACAGUCAGAACACCUGAAAACACAUGAGAGAACUCAUACUGGAGAGAAACCUUACAAGUGCUCGCACUGUGAAAAGAGUUUCACUCAGUCACAAAACCUGAAAAAACACGAGAGAAUUCAUACUGGAGAGAAACCAUACCACUGCUCUUCAUGAGGGAAAAGUUUCAUCUCAGCAAGUACUUCUAUAUAAACAUGUAAAAAGAAGUCACAGCUAGAGGUCGAUUGAUAUGGAUUUUUCAAUGACUGAUGCUAAAAAGCUGAAGAGCAGGUUGGCUAAUGACCGAUAUAAAAUUCAGGGCAAGACAGUCAUACUUUUUUUUUUUCUCUCCCAUUUAUCCCCAAUUUGGAAUUCCCAAUUCCCAAUGCACUCUAAGUCCUAGUAGUAGUGACUCGCCUCAAUCCGGGUGGUGAAGGAUGAAUCUCAGUUGCCUCUGCAUCUGAGACCGUCAGUCCGCUCAUCAUGUGGCUUGUUGAGUGCAUUACCGCGGAGACAGUGCGUGUGGAGGCCCAUGCUUUUCUCUGCGGCAUCAAUGCACAACUCGCCACGCGCCCCACAGAGAGUGAGAACCACACAUUAUAGCGACCACAAGGAGGUUACCCCUUGUGACUCUACCCUCCCUAGAAACUGGGCCAAUUUGGUUGCUUAGGAGACCUGGAUGGAGUCGCUCAGCACACCCUGGAUUCGAACUCGCGACUCCAGGGGUGGUAGUUAGCGUCAAUACUCGCUGAGCUACCCAGGCCCCCCAAGAUAGUCAUACUUUGGGACAAAGCAGGAAAACUUCUGGCUAGAUAUAUAAAGCAGAGAUAGUCUUUUUCUACCAUUCCUUCAGUGAAAUCUGCUGGUGGUGAAAUAUUUGCCAUGGCCAUUGAUAUUAAUAAUGCUUUUAAAGAAUUCUAUCUUGAUCUUUAUAGUUCCACAUCUUCAUCUACUGAAGAGGAUAUAAGACAUUUUGUGGAACCAUUAGAUCUUCCUAAACUGACGACUAAGCAAAAAAAUUAUCUUGAUUCUGAGAUAACCUUGGAGGAGCUUGGUGAGGUAAUUAAGGCCUUGCCUACAGGCAAGGCUCCGGGGCCAAAUGGGUUUGCCGCUACAUUUUUUUUAGAUCUUAUGCUACCUAACUGGUUCCACUCUUGCUAGAAAUUUAUACGGAAUCAUUAAAAAAUGGAAACUUCAACCAUGACGCAAGCCCGGAUCAGUCUGAUUCUUAAAAAGGACAAAGAUCCAAGCGAGCGUAAGAGUUACCGGCAAUUUCACUGAUCCAGCUAGAUGUUAAAAUAUUGUCAAAAAUUUUGGCUAACCGAUUAAGUUAUGACAUCUUUUAUACAUAUAGAUCAGGUGGGGUUUAUUCGUGGCCGCAGCUCUUCUGAUAACAUUAGGCAUUUCAUCAAUAUUAUGUGGUCAGUGGCGAAUGAUCAGUCUCCGGUCACUGCCAUCUCACUUCAAGCCGAAAAGAUAUUUGAUAUGGUAGAAUGGGAUUAUCUUUUUAAGAUUUUGGAAAUGUACGGGUUCGGGAAUACUUUUAUGGGUGGAUUAAGUUACUUAAUAGACACCCGGUAGCGGCGGUUCAAACAAAUGGAUUAAUUUCAGAUUAUUUUACUCUGGAUAGGGGUACUCGGCAGGGUUGCCCUCUUUCCCCAUUAUUGUUCUGUCUUGCCCUGGAACCAUUAGCGCCCGCGGUAAGAAAGGAGGAUGAUUUUCCAGGGGUGAUGGCUGGAGGUAUGGUGCAUAAGCUUUUGCAUUACACAGAUGAUAUUUUAUUAUUCGUCUCCGACCCCAUUAGACCUAUGCCUUGCCUCCACAGAAUUAUUAAUUCCUUUUAUAAGUUUUCAGGAUACAGAGUCAAUUGGUCUAAAUCCGAAGCUUUGGCUCACAUCACCAGAACAUAUUGCUGGUCAGGUGGGGUUGAAUAAUUUUGAUUGCAACUGUAUAUAUAUAUAUUUUUUCUGAACCAAAUAUUUUGAUGUCUUUGCUUUUGACUAAAAAGUCUUUCUUGUACUGAAAUAGUCAAAUUCUUUAAAGCUUAAAGGUGCUGUAAGCGAUUAAAGCCAUUGUGGAAAUUCCACAAAACUGAGCUGUUGAAUUAGACUCUUUCCGAAACCACACCCACCAAAGAUACCUUUAUCAUGAACUAGCAGAAAAUCAGCAUGGCGUUUUCUACACACAUACAAAACACAAUCUGACAUCCAUACCAACACACACAAUUUAAGCUGCAUCAUUUAUUCAGUUGGCCUGCAGUGCUCUAUAAUACAGCAAACAGAAAAUAGGGGAAAAGCAUGUAUUUGCUCCAUAGGCUAAACAUGAGAAAAAUGGCACCAUCUGGUGGAAAAUAUUAAACAUUUUGAAGCCAGGGCUCCGGAAAUGAAAGCAUAAUAUUAUAGAAUUCAUGAUUUUAUGCUUUAAUGGCACUGGGUUAAAUGCAUCUUUAGCGUUAUCACAAAUAGAUCUAUAAUUUGCCCAGAUAGCAUUAAAUGUAAAACCAUUUUAAUGACAAUUAAAUCAAAAAUAUUUUGUUCAAUUUUAUAUUUGUCUUGCCCUCUGUAUGUUUACAUACUGUCUGAUGUCACUAUUAAAGGUCAUCCUUCA
Myxocyprinus asiaticus (Chinese sucker) is the source of this 4086-nucleotide messenger RNA. Its product is annotated as gastrula zinc finger protein XlCGF57.1-like. The transcript has 3 exons. Gene Ontology annotation, molecular function: DNA-binding transcription factor activity, RNA polymerase II-specific; RNA polymerase II cis-regulatory region sequence-specific DNA binding. Bases 58 to 1656 code for a protein of 532 amino acids. Lineage: Eukaryota; Metazoa; Chordata; Actinopteri; Cypriniformes; Catostomidae. The record is from RefSeq and is a predicted model, not a curated record. Gene Ontology annotation, biological process: regulation of transcription by RNA polymerase II.